GUGUGUGUGAGUCCACAGGACUGGAAACAUGAAGUGUGUGCUGGGUCUGCUCCUGGGGCUCCUGCUGCUCCACCAGGGCCGCUGCUUUGAGUUUGUGAUAGACGGAGAAUGGGAGGACGAAGCGAAACAACCGGAGGAUCAUCGGGAGAGACACAAGAGAGCCAUAUUGACCAGCGAGGAGCAGGAAGACUUUGAGGCCAUUCGUGGCGAGGACAUCACCGUCAAGAGGUACCAGGUGGAGAGCCGCAUCACGUCGCGCUUUGCCCACACCACCGUCAGGAGCUCCGUGGUCAACUCGGGCUCCAAAGCCCAGAGCAUCGGCUUCAACGUGCAGAUCCCCAAACGGGCCUUCAUCAGCAACUUCACCAUGAAUGUGAACGGGAUCACCUUCAUGGGCUCGGUGAAGGAGAAGACGGUGGCCAGGAACCUGUAUGCUCAGGCCAGAGCCAGAGGCAAGGCAGCAGGCAUCGUCAGGGCGAAUUCCCAGGACUUGGAGACCUUCAAGACAGAAGUCCACGUUCCUCCGGGAAGCAACAUCGAGUUCGAGCUCCACUACCAGGAGAUGAUGCACAGGAAGCUGGGUUUCUACGAGCACACGCUGUUCCUGCAGCCCGGCAGGCUGGUGCCCAACUUCCAGGUGGACGUUUACAUCUACGAGCCAAAGGGGAUUGCGAACGUACAUACGCCGAACACACUCGGAGAUCAGUUUGCAGAACUGAUUCAUGUCACAUCCACCAAAGACAAGGCUCACGUGGUCUUCAAGCCCACCUUACAGCAGCAGAAGAAGUGCGAAAACUGCACCAACACCGCCAUCGAUGGCGUCUUCACCAUAAAAUAUGAUGUGAACAGAGACAGUAAUGCUGGAGAACUGCAGGUCUCAGACGGACACUUCGUUCAGUUCUUUGCUCCGUCCAACCUCUCUCCUCUCCCGAAGAACAUCGUGUUUGUCAUUGACGUGAGCGGAUCUAUGUGGGGCGUCAAGAUGAAGCAAACAGUGGAAGCCAUGCAGGCGAUCCUGGACGACCUGAGCAUUGACGAUCACUUCAGCAUCAUCGACUUCAACCACAACGUGCGCUGCUGGAGCGAAGACCUGGUGCCUGGAUCCUCUCUGCAGGUUGCAGAUGCCAAGAAAUACAUCCAGAGCAUCAAACCCAACGGAGGCACCAACAUCAACGAGGCGCUGAUGAGAGCGGUCCAGAUGUUGGUGAAGGCGUCCAACCAGGGACUGAUCGACCCUCGCUCGGUCUCCAUGAUCAUUCUGGUGUCUGACGGAGAUCCCACCGUCGGAGAGAUAAAGCUCAGCACCAUCCAGAAGAACGUCAAGCGAGUGAUGAGGGAGGAGUUCUCCCUCUUCUCGCUGGGCAUCGGCUUCGACGUCGACUACGACUUCCUGGAACGCAUCGCCAUGGAGAACAGAGGCAUCGCUCAGAGGAUCUACGCCAACCACGAUGCUGCGGAGCAGCUGCGGACUUUCUACAGCCAGGUUUCGGCUCCUCUGCUGAGGAGGAUCACCAUUCAGUUCCCGGAGGACUCGGUGUCGGACGUCACCCAGAACCGCUUCGACAAAUACUUCAGCGGCUCGGAGCUGGUAGUGGCCGGGAAGGUGCUGCCGUCGGACAGCGACACGCUGACGAGCUUCACCACCGCCUCGGCUGCCCUUCUGGACAUCACCAUGGAGACGGAGGCCGACACCACCGAGCUGGACCAGGAGCUGGCCAAACAGCAGCACUCCUUCACCGGCUUCGCCAGACAGAUGUGGGCUUACCUGACCAUCAAACAGCUGAUCAGUGAGAGGGCUCUGGCUCCGACGGCCGUCAAGAAGAGGAAGAUCACCCAGCGGAUCAUGGCUCUGGCCGUGGAGCACCAGUUUGUGACGCCGCUCACGGCUCUGCUGGUGGAGAGCGAGGACGCCCGGGAGAGGCUGCUGGCCGACUCCCCGAAGGACCCCAAACACGGCUGCUGCUCAGGAGGACCACCAGGAGGAGGCAGCAGCGGCCUGGCUCCUGUGCAGGUGGUGUACCAGCCUCCUCCCUGGGUGCAGAUGACCACGCCGGCGCCGCCCAGUCAGGCCGAGAAGGGCCCGGAGGAGUGGGCUCUGCCCCAGCGGGUCAAUUUAGUGGAUAACGACCCUCACUUCAUCAUCCACCUGCCCACCAGCAACAUGGACGUCUGCUUCAACAUCGACUCCAAACCGGGUGACAUCCUCAACCUGGUGUCCGACGCGGGAACAGGGCUCGUGGUGAACGGUCGGCUCAUCAGCUCCAAGCAGCCGCACAAAGGCAAGCUCAGCACGUACUUCGGCGCCAUCUCCGUCUACUACGAGCCUGACGGCAUCAGCGUGACGGUGCACACCGGCGGCAUCGCCAUGAGCGACGGCGCCAACAGCCACUCCUUCACCUGGGGCGCCACUGCCGAGGUCACGCAGGACGGGGUGAGGAUUUCCAUCGUGAAGAACUCUCACGUCACCGUCACGGUGAACAACCACACCCAGGUGAUGGUGCUGCUGCACCGCGUGUGGAAGAAGCACCCCGUCAACGUGGACUUCCUGGGCAUCUACAUCCCCAGCAGCAACCAGUACUCACCACUGGUCCACGGGCUCAUCGGACAGUUCUCUCGAGAGCCUGAGGUGAGCGUGCACGACGUCCGCCCGGGGGUCGACCCCAUGAAGAACGAGGCCACCAUGGAGGUGAAGGGCAACAGGCUGCAGGUCACCAGGGGCUUGCAGAAGGACUACAGGAGCGACGCCAAGCGCGGCUCGGCGGUGUCCUGCUGGUUCGUUCACAACAGCGGGAAGGGCUUCAUCGACGGCCACUACAGCCAGUACAUCGUCCCCAGCCUACACAGCUUCCUGCACGCGCCCUGA
This is a messenger RNA of Salarias fasciatus (jewelled blenny), 2863 nucleotides long. RefSeq names its product inter-alpha-trypsin inhibitor heavy chain 2 (gene itih2). Lineage: Eukaryota; Metazoa; Chordata; Actinopteri; Blenniiformes; Blenniidae. Gene Ontology annotation, biological process: hyaluronan metabolic process. Gene Ontology annotation, molecular function: serine-type endopeptidase inhibitor activity. Bases 29 to 2863 code for a protein of 944 amino acids. The record is from RefSeq and is a predicted model, not a curated record. The transcript is spliced from 21 exons.